Molecule: messenger RNA, 5446 nt
Organism: Polistes canadensis
Lineage: Eukaryota; Metazoa; Arthropoda; Insecta; Hymenoptera; Vespidae
Gene: hwt
Product: AF4/FMR2 family member 4
Exons: 10
Coding region: 122-4462 (1446 amino acids)
Molecular function (GO): phosphotyrosine residue binding
Source: RefSeq, a predicted model, not a curated record
CUUCUCGAGGUUGAGUUCGUCGAAGAGACGAAUGUUAAGUCGGAACUUACCGAAGCUAACCGAAGUGGUUCCGACCGAAUGGUAUGGGGCGUACAAUUGUCAGUUGCACGCCGGUCGUUGAAUGGAGCGGGUUUGGAGACGCGUACAAGGUGUUGGGCGUCGCAGUGCCGUAGGACGUUGCGGCUGCCCCGUGCAACCAUGUCAGUUGCACGUGGAUCAACGCGCGAAGCGUGGUGCCAGUGGAUCUCGAAGAUCUAGAGAUCCUCAAACAAUCGUAUGUGCUUGCCAAGUUCAACCGUGUCCGGUACAUCCUGUAUUAAUAAGAGUUCGUCGUACGAGACAGCAACCGAUAGGCAACUGCAACUGUCCAAACGAAUUGCAACCCUGUCCUCACGACGCACUCCGCGCUCCUGGAUCUUCGCAAAGGGUCAGAAGAUGCGAAUGCACGGAGAGACCUUGUCGACAUACGACCAAUGGUACUGUUGUCUCACAACAACAACAACAGCAGCAACGUCGAUUGGGGACUUCAUCACCUCUUGCUGGAUCGUCAAAUCAAACGAAUCAACAGCAGCAACAACAACAACAACAACAACAACAACAGCAACAGCAACAGCAAUCGAUAAAUGUGGGAACGUUGCAACAGGAGAGAACAUUGAGCUCAAUUGUCGAGCAGACUCGCACAGACGGUGGCGAGGCGCCGUGCGAGUGCGACUGCGACGAGCAAUCAAAACCUUGCUCACACGAGUCAAGGAUGAUGAUGAUAACAACAACAACAACAACAACAGCUGAUGGACGCCGUACAGCAACGGCUACUCGCGCAACCUGCGAAUGCGGAAAAAGUUCGGUAAACAUCGACGAAGAUGACGAGGAAAGCGUUGCUGGUACUCGACCAUGCUCUCAUAAACCACAAACCGAGGGCCGUAUUAAACGAGUUAAAUAUCGAGUUAGGCGUGCUGGUUGCGCGAUGGCCAGAUGCACGGCUGAGCUCGCGAUGUUGCACUUGCACUGGGAGCUCGCCUCCGAAUGUGCGCCAUGCCGGCCACGGGCAUUCACCAGGAGACUAUGCAGACGACAACAGAGUGACAACGAACUUUACAGGAGUAAUAGUUUCAAGUUUGAAAGAUUCGAGAGAAGCAGAGACGAAUAUGCUACACCGUUAAAGAAACAGGUCUCAUUGUGCGACGAGUAUAGUCUACCAGUCGACUUUGUAAACAAGAAACGUCCUGCUAGUGCUGCAGCUGCAACUUCCUCGAUUCAGUGGACUUUGCCAAGUCCUACUGUCGAGAACGCAGAAGUUGAGAUCGUGGAACAGUACAGUGAUCCUAGAGAUAGCAAGAGUAAAGCUUAUAUUGAGCCAGGUGCUGAAGCAUCUUUGCCAACGCUUUACAGCAAAGUAAAUCGCAAUUAUUGUCGACCAUAUACAGAUCCAUCCGCUUCCGGGUCCUCUUGCGAAGAUGAAAUCAACGAGGAACGUUUUAUCGGGGCUAGGAAACGUAAGAACAGUUUGUACACUUCUAGCUCGCUUCGUGCGGCUUCAGUAGAAAGCGACAGACCACUUUCGACGGAUGGUGUUCUCGUUGAUUGCGUUGCGUUGGUUCACCUAGCUGAUCAAUCCUCUACGGACUCUAAUCAACCUGCUCGUCAUCCAUCACCGUAUUAUUACGGGGAUCUCUUCAAAGUACCGGAACAACCAAUAAGAUCGCAACCGAGUAAAUACAGAAAGAGUGUGAGUUUAGACGUGCCUGAGGAACGUUCAAGAACACCCGGUAUACCGAAAAGAAAUUCUCUGGCGGGUGAUGGGGGUCCCUAUUCGCCUCACCAACAGCAACAUCAGCAACAGCAACAGCAACAGCAGCAACAGCAACAGCAGCAACAGCAACAGCAACAGCAGCAGCAGCAGCAGCAACCACUCCUUCAUCAUCACCAUCAUCACUACCAUCAUCAUCAUCAUCAUCAAACAGCACCGCGAAAGUUACGACGAACCAGAAGAAUAGAUCCACAACCAAUACUCGUGGAGGACGAGGACGACGUGGAGGGGGAGGACGAGGAAGAGGAGGAGGAGGAGGAGGAGGAAGUGGUGGUGGUUGGUUUGGAGGAAGACGAGGAAGAGAUGGCGAGACAACGUCACCUCUACGAAACCGCUUUCGAUUGCAAGGUCAAUCGUUCCGACGACGAUCUCGACGAUCUCGAUCGAGUUACCAAUCAUCCGGUAUUGCAUUCUCAAAUAAGAAGCAGUAGCGCGUUGGCUACGAGUCGAACGAGUUCGUCGACGGAUACGUCGAAGCAGCAACAGCAGCAACAACAGCAGCAACAACAACAACAGCAGCAACAACAACAACAGCAGCAGCAGCAACAGCAGCAGCAACAACAGCAACAAAUUCCUUAUGCUGGUCAAUCGCAUUCAAGCAAGGACCACCGACGCAAAGUCGUACUUCUCCGCCCAAAACCAAUUCCGAGCCGUCUUCAACAACAACAGCAACAACAACAGCAGCAACAACAACAGCCGCAACAACAACAACAGCAACAAUCAGACAAUAUUUCGACUCUGUUCCAGGAUAUCGAAUCCCUCCAGAUAAAUUCGAGCGAUGAAAAAACUGGCUCGCCCAGGCUUCCUGCGAGAGGGUAUACACCCUCACCGCCAUCAACGGCACCCCUACCCGCGAAAUUUCAUGGUAAUCGCGACCACCUAUUGCUGAAUAUACGCAGCGCACCAAAUUUGCCAUCCCAACCGGAUCAUCCACGUUUGAAGGACAUGAGACUGCCCGUGAAGUCGACCUUACGUGCCAAGGAUUCUCCGCAAAGUAGCGAGGGCAGUAUUUUGGAGAUAAAGAGCCGACCUAAGAACUUUGUUCAGGAAAACGUUGAGUCAUCUCAGGGUCGUCGUUUCGACAAGGAACUCAUUCUCGAGUUCAAGAGCAGGCCAAGAGACGAGAGACAACGUCCAAGAAGUUUGAUACGCGAGAGCAAACCCAUUAUGGAGUUCAAGGGUAGGCCUCACGAAGCUGAAAGUGACCUUGCACGUACAAGAAGAGAGGCCGGCCUUUUGGAAUUCAAAUUACGUAACAGCAGGCGUAGAGCUGGCUAUUCUAGUACAGAAAGUAUGGCUACCAGUAGUAGUGGGGGUAGUAUGGAGUCUUUGAGAAGCAGUACCAGCGAAGGUAAUCGAUCGACGAGUAGCUCUGAAAGUCGCCACAGUACCAGUCUCAGUUCACAUAGCUCCGACAGUGGUGGUACAAAUUGUUAUCAUCAUCAUCAUCAUCAUCAUCAGCAACCGUCUUUAACGGGCUUCCUGACACAUCAUGCCAAUAAACUUCACAUAUUGUCGCCAAUUUCGGACAAGUCAUCCCAGGAACCGGCCUCGGAGACCUCGGACAACAAUCGUAAUAAUAAUUCUCAAAAAGCAUCACCCGAGGAAAGCAUCACCACGGAAAAUAAUGUUAUGUUGACCAAUAAUACAAACACUAAUACAAAUACCAAUACGAAUGCAGCCAAUACAAAUACAAACUCCGUCACGUCUCCCAUGGACACGUCUUUUAAAAAGAGACGAACUCCUCAGAACAAGAAUCUCAUUAAUUUAGCUCUCCAAUCGUCGUCUUCCGGAGAUGCAGAAAUUCAAGGCUCCGAUAGCGGUAUUUCUAUCGAGUCUCGAGCCGGUAUUAAGUGCAAGCCUUUCGCUUUUCACUUGGUAAAACCCCAAUUGGAUAAUAUCAACAUCGUUGAUAACGAACCGGAAUUGUCAGAUUUGCCGUUUGACAUGCCAAAACUUCGUAGACGAAGAUUACUCAUGCAACAGGAUGCGACAACUUCCGGUAGCGCGACCAGUGUAGAUUUGAGAGAUUUGCCCUUUGACAUGCCAAAACUUAGAAGGAGACUUAGGUGCACUCAAAGCACCGAAUCCAGUGCUUCGCAAGCUUCUUCGAGUCUUUCAGUACGCGACGUUGAACCGCCUGGUUUGUUUGGCGGCGGUCUGGCGCGUCCAAAGAUGACUCUGAAUCUGGAAGCUAGUGGAAAUGCUUCCGGGGGUGGAGGAAACGUUGGACAACUGGCAUUAAAGAAACCUGGUGGACUUAGCCUUGGAUUACCUUUAGAAGUGAAUGUUGCGAGAGGAGCAGCUGAUCUCGUUGACGUCGAUUUACCUCUCGAAAGACAAGGAUGGUAUCAUGGUUCCAUCACGAGAAUCGAAGCCGAAGCUGUCCUACGACUUCUUCGGGAAGGAAGUUAUUUGGUGAGGAACAGCGAAUCGACCAAACAAGAUUACUCCUUGUCACUCAAGAGUGCCAGAGGUUUCAUGCACAUGCGUAUACAAAAGAACGAGGAACUGAACGCUUACAUUUUAGGCCAAUUUAGUAAACCCUUCGAAAGUAUACCAGAAAUGGUUCGUCAUUUUAGCGUUAAUCGCCUUCCAAUACGCGGUGCCGAGCAUAUGUGUCUUCUGCAUCCUGUUAUAGCUCAGCUUUUGUAGCGCAUCUAUCGUAGCGCCGUUUAAAAUAAGGCGCUGCCUUUCUCCAAACAAUUUUUGAUAAAUUCGUAGUUUACUUCUUACGAAUGAAAUAAAAUAACAAACAAACAAACAAACAAACAUACACACAGAAACACAAAUACCUCCGGCAUUUACUCGAUAAUGAAGUAAGAAGAAGAGAGAGAGAGAGAGAGAGAGAGAAAUUUAAAGAUGAAGAACAAAAAAUACCAAGAAUAAAAUGCGGUACACGUAUAUAUAAAUAUACAUACAUGUAUAUACGUACGUGUAUAUGUGUAUAUGCGGGGAUAUAUAAAGUAUAUAAAAAGGCAUUUUUUUAAUAGAUAUAAUGCAGAAACAAUUAUUUUCCAAAUCGACGAAAUCUUCCAAAUCUGAACGUAAAAGGGUCCGUAGGAUAUCGUUUUGUAUUCUUCCAUGAAAUAAAAAUAAAGAAAAACGGAUAAAUAUUGACAUUUCCGUAAAAUAAGAAUUGAUAAAUUUAUGAUGUGCGACGUUUAUAAAAUUUGAUAAAGAAAUGGAGGUAAAUAUAAUAUAUAUAUAUAUAUAUAUGUGGGAUCGUCGAGCUAGACAAUAAAUCGACUCGAUUUGAAUGGAACGUUAAAUGAAAACUGUGUGAUGGUAAUACGAUUAAAACAGUACAAAGUAAUAAAUCAGCCAAGUAAUCUCUGUGAAGAAAAAAAUACUCCGUGAAAUGAAGAAAAUGAUAGUGGCGCGCAUUAACAGAAAAAGAAAAGAAGAAAAAAAAAAAAGAGAAUUAAUCGCGAACGAUUUUUUAUUUCGUUUUGUUUUUUUUUUAUACUUCCCUCGUCGUUUCUUCGAUCGUACGAAAUUACUUUCGCAGAGUUUCUCGCUCGUUGAUAAAUAGAAAAAAAACAAAGGAAAAAAAUAUUUUCAUCUUCGUCAUAUUUAUUAUAUCGAAGGAUAAUCCUUUCCGUCUUCCCGUGAGAUAAUUUAAAAAAAAAAAAAGAG